AUGGGCAAGCCGGGGCUCGGCCUCUUCACCGGCCGCAGGAAGUCGCAGAGUAAUGUGCUGGACGACGCCGCCACCGCUGCGCCCGCCAGCCCCGAUGCUGCUGCUGCUGCUGCUGCGCCCGCGCCCGCGCCGCCCGCGGCCGACUCGGGCGGCUUCCGCCUCAUGAGCCGCCAGGAAGUCUCGGCGACGGCGGAGCGCCGCAAGACGAUGGAAAAGGAGAAGAAGAGCGCUUUUCCGCGAUUCUCGGGGUUUGGCAGCGGCGCCAACAAGGCCCGCAACCACUCAUUUGAAGAUGACUCUCCAGGGUCCUCGAAGCGUGACAGCAAGUCCAGCAGCGGGACGCAAUUUUCGGCCUCUCGUCCUUACAUUAACGGCCAGCAUGGGUCUACCUCGACCCUGCCGUCCUCGACCGACACAGGCUCCGACGACAACCUCUUUGCCAACGUCCCGCGCCCGCACGUCACCCAGCACAACAGCUCCCCUGGCUCGUAUUUCGCCUCCAAGAAGUCGCUGCCGGCCCUGCCCAAGUCUAGCGCAGGAGUACCGCCGUCCAAUAAUAGCAACAAUACCAAUACGAUGCCGAUGCCGUUCGGCUUUGGUAAGCGAGACCGCGCUAUGACAGCCUCGAGCUACGCCAGCACGGCGAUGCCGCCCAAGCUCGACCAGGACCUGUCCUUUGGGGAAGAGUCAUCGUUCGACGACAUCUUCAGCGGACUAAACCGCAAGUCGUCCCCUGAGAUGCAGCGACAGCCUGAGCCGACGGGCCGCUCGCUCCUUGCGGAAAAGCGCACAUUCCAGCCGGAGCCUAUCAAGGUCCUGCCACAGAAGCAUGUUGAGCCACCCCUAAGAAGUUGGGACAGCCGCGGUUCUGCCGACAACCUCAUGGACUCGCCGCGUUCAGACAACGACUCUCCGCCCGCACCGCCUGCACACAAGUACCAGCAGUACGCUCCCGUCUCCAUGGCUCCCGACAGCCCCGACCUGCAGUCGUCUGCUACCUUCCAGGACCGCAACGGCCACGCCGCCCGCGAGCCCUUUAUGCCGCGCGGAGGAGACAGCUCCCCUGAGCAACAACCCACGUCCAUCUCGACGUCGUCUGCCAACUCCUUCGAGACCCCCCUAUCAUCGCGAUCCGCCUCCACCAAUGCCACACCGAGGGCCCCGCUGCCGCCGUCGGCCAUUGCAUACGACGACAAUGACGAUGACAACAUGUUUGCGCCGCCGCCGUCCAAGCCGCUGGCAAAGACAUUGUCUGCACCCCGGCCUGCGCCUCCCGCCGUCAAGAACCCCCCUCGACCGGCCACUGCAGGCGGCUCGCGUGUCAUGUCACAGGCAGAGUUUCGUGAGUACCAGAAGAAGCAAGCCGCUGCACCACCGCCAGAGGAGAGCGACUCGGAGGAAGACUACGAGGACGAAGAAGACGCCAUCAAGAAGCGGGAAGAGGAAGAGGUACUCCGGCGGAAGAACCAGCAAAUGUCUUUCGCACGAGAAGCAAUGCGUCGCUCGACAACGGCACCGGCAGACCCCAACCGGCCAGAGAGCAUCAUCGACAAUGCUUUCAACUCGACCAUGGGCUUCCCGUCCGAGACUUCGAUGAAGGCCGACGAGUGGGAGGACGAGGAUGUUCCCCUUGGGAUUCUUCAACAGCACGGGUUCCCCAGCGCAGCACGCAGCCGGAUGCCCACCCAGCCUACCAAUGCGAUCCCGUCGUACUUUCCUGACCGUCCAGCCUCGGCUGGCGCCAUGGGUGGUAGCCGCGGACCGGCCCUCCCCGCCUUUGCCAGGAGACUGCCGAUGGACCCUCACGACUCCUUCAUUGGUGGUGGUCUGGUACACCACGCAAACCGUGAGUCGCUGGGCUUCAACAACUUCCCUCGCGGCCCACAAUCCGUCGCUGGCGAUGCCAUGGGUGGAGGCUACGGGCAAAGUCCCAUGGGCCCACCGCCGCCGCUCAUGUACCAGGACGCUGGCAUGGCAGCACCCUCUCUCGUGGAUCAGAUUCAGAUGCGCGACAUGUCCAAGAAGAAGUACCUGGGUGGUGCAUCUACCAAGAAGCCCGCGGAGGGUCCAUUCACCGGCAUGCUCGGACAGCAGAUGAACGCCCAGGGACAAGUCCAGAACCCAAUGCGCAUGUCCCAUAUGCCCACGAUGAACGGUAUGAAUGGUAUGAAUGGCAUGAACGGUAUGAAUGGCAUGAACGGCAUGAACGGCAUGAACCCCAUGAUGAUGGGUGGUGCCAUGAACUCCCCCGGCCAGAUGCCCAUGAUGGGCAUGGGCAUGGGUCAGAUGGGAUACACACCGCAGCAGCAAGAGUUUAUGCAGAUGCAGAUGCAGUACCAGCAGAUGCAGCAAAUGAUGGCCAUGCAGCAGAUGCAGUACCAGCAAAUGCAACAGCAGCAACAGCAACAAGACCCGCGGAUGUCAAUGGCAAUGCCAAACAGCAUGUUCAACAACGGCAUGAUGGGGCAGGGUCAGAACAUGAUGGGCAACAACUCGUUCCUGAGUGUGCCAGGCAUGCAGAAUGGUAUGCAACCUCCAAACAACCGGGCCAUGUCCAUAAUGUCCUCUUCGCAGCGCCCAUUUACCACGUUCGGCGGAGGCAUGAACAAUGGCAUGGCCAUGGGCCCCGGCCCGGGCUACACGCCCAGCAUUGCCCCCUCCGAGCGUUCAAACAUUGGUCUUUCAGCGCGCUACAGACCAGUCACUAACCACUCGGACGCAGUCUCGAAUGGCACAAGCAUGACGCUGCAGGCCACAUCUGGCGGCGCCAACAAGCCCGGCGCCAUCAAGGGCAUCCUCAAGAAGAGCCCGCAGAUCAACGUCGACGAAAAGGACGACGAGGAGGACUGGGGCUCCAUGGCCGCCCGCAAGAGCAAGUUCGGCAAGGGCAAGGAGAACGCGACCGCCGGCCUGGAAGACCUGACGCGCGGCCUGAACAUCUGA
Messenger RNA from Didymella exigua CBS 183.55, 2943 nucleotides. RefSeq lists its product as uncharacterized. Bases 1 to 2943 code for a protein of 980 amino acids. NCBI's taxonomy places the organism in Eukaryota, Fungi, Ascomycota, Dothideomycetes, Pleosporales, Didymellaceae. The record is from RefSeq and is a predicted model, not a curated record. The transcript has 2 exons.